Molecule: messenger RNA, 1149 nt
Organism: Lymnaea stagnalis (great pond snail)
Lineage: Eukaryota; Metazoa; Mollusca; Gastropoda; Lymnaeidae
Source: the annotation of a GenBank genome assembly
UUUGUAUGCCAAAAAUGUGAUUUUAACACAUCUUAUUUUAAACAUUAUCGACAACACUUGAAAUCACAUCCAGAAACUGAUCCCAGAUAUUUUGUGUGUGAAAAAUGCAGCUUCAAAACAACUAAAUCAAGAGAAUUUAAUGCCCACAAACAGAAACACAUGGUGGAAGAACUCAUUUGUUCAUUCUGUGAGCACCGGGCUGAGUCUGAAGUUGAAUUUAAUGAGCAUGCUAAAAAACAUGAAGGUGAUUGUCCAUAUUUCUGUUCUGAGUGUGAUUCAAGAUUCAAAACAAAAAAUCAGUUGUUUGCCCAUAAGCCAAAGCAUCAGCUUGAAAAACCUUUUGUCUGCGCCAUUUGUAAUUCUGGUUUUAAAUGGAAACAUGCAUUGAAAAAUCACAUGAUCACUCACAGUGCGACAAAAGACCACCUGUGUGACGUGUGUGGCUAUGCAACUGCCCACAAGUCUCAGUUGAAAGCUCAUAAACUCAUCCACACAGGUCUUAUGUUUAAAUGUCCCAUUCAGGGUUGUCAGUUUGAAGCUACAAAACGUCAGAACCUCAAGUACCAUAUGGUCACCCACACUCAUGAGAAGCCUCACCAAUGUGAUAUUUGCGGGCAGAGCUUCUCACUCAUUAAAAACAUGCGUCGGCACAUGCUUCUUCACACGGAUACACGUCCAUUUAGUUGUAAGAUUUGUUCUUUCUCCACCACUCGUUACGAUAAAUUGAAGGAGCACAACCAUAAGCUGCACAACAUUGGUGAAGCCCCAGUAACUAAAAGAGAAAUUACUGAUGAGACUGUCAGUUUACUGAACUCUAAUGUCACAUAUGUUUCUUCAGAGGGCAUAACUAUCAACAGUGAUGGAGGCAUCACAGAGGAAACUCUUCAAACUAUUGCACAGCUGGCUUCUGCACAGAAUCUUAGCAGCAUUGAUUUGCAAGGAACUACCAUUAACAUAGAGCAAACUGCAGAAGAUGGGACAGUUUACCCCAUCAUAGCAACUGUUCAAUCAUACACUGACAGUAGCGGGGAAAUCCAAUAUAUAGCAGAAAUCCCUGAUUAGUUCUGCUAUUAAUGACAGGUUUUGAAUAAAUAGUAUUUAUAUAUUAAUUUGAUAAAAUAACAUUUGGAUACAAGUCUAACAAGGGAG